Molecule: messenger RNA, 2300 nt
Organism: Pseudomyrmex gracilis
Lineage: Eukaryota; Metazoa; Arthropoda; Insecta; Hymenoptera; Formicidae
Gene: Cdc45
Product: cell division control protein 45 homolog
Exons: 9
Coding region: 184-1878 (564 amino acids)
Biological process (GO): DNA replication initiation; mitotic DNA replication preinitiation complex assembly; double-strand break repair via break-induced replication
Cellular component (GO): DNA replication preinitiation complex
Molecular function (GO): DNA replication origin binding; single-stranded DNA binding; chromatin binding
Source: RefSeq, a predicted model, not a curated record
GCCCGCUUUUAUUCUUCUCUCUGGUUCGUAAUAAAUACUUUGGCGCUCGGUCCGCGAACGACAGCCGCGCGUAAUCGAACGUAUGACGACGCGCAACCGGCUGUUUGGAUUUUCGCGCUAAAUCGUCUGUGCCGGGACCGUUGCGAAAGUUGCAAUGUCUCGUGCGUGGUGAACGGUCGCACCAUGUUCGUGACAAACCUGGAAAAGGACUUCUACAGCGCGAUACAGAAGCACAGAUGUUUACUUCUUGUGAAUUUCGACAUCGAUGCAAUUUGUGCUUGCAGAAUAUUACAACAACUUUUUAAGAAUGAUCACGUGAUAUACACCCUCGUGCCUGUUCGGGGUGUUCAGGAUAUGAUAAAUGCGUUUGAGGAGAAUUGCGACGAGAUAAAGAAUGUCGUUACAAUAAACUGCGGUGGUACUCUAGACUUAGUGGAUUUACUGCGACCAAAUGAAUCUGUGGUAUUUUUUAUUCUUGACAGUCAUCGACCUUACGACUUAUGUAAUAUUUAUUCUGAGAGUCAGAUACGUAUUCUUGGCAAAUCCGAUGAGGACAAUGAAAUCCCAGAAUAUAAUGAUAUAUUCCGAGACGAUAGUUCAGACGAAGAAGACGAAGACGAAGACGAAGACGGUGAAAACAGACAGAGCAAACGGAGGAGAUUGAAUGAAGAAGAUCUUAUAAGACAAAGUGAACGAAGAAAAUGGCUAGAGAACAGAGCGACAAUUCUAUUCAAUUAUACUCAGUACAGUUAUUAUGGCAAAUCAAGUGCAACAGUAGUUUUUGAAAUGGCAUGGAAUAUGUCAAAGGAUAAUUUGGACAUGGCAUGGUGGGCAAUAAUUGGUUCAACAGAACAGUCUAUCCUCAAUAAAGUGGAGUCGCGAGUGGCCAUUCUUGAGGAAGGUUCUCUUCAAGCUCAUGUUUCAAGAUUAACACAUAGACAAAGUGUUGAUGUCGAUAAGCAAACACAGCAGCAGAGUGUUGCUAAAGUUACUUAUGACAAAGAUCUUCAAUUAGCAUUGUAUCGCCACUGGACGGUUGAAGCCAGCUUGAAAUACUCUGUGUCAACUGCGGUGUCGUUCCGUCUUUGGUCCAUUAGAGGUGACCAACGUUUGAAGGAAGUUUUGGCGGAAAUGGGUUUACCUUUGGUACAAUCUAGACAGCUGUUCCGUGCAAUGGAUCUUAUGUUUAGACAAGAAUUUCGGCAAAUGGUAGAAAAAGUGGCCGACAAGUACAACGUCAGCAGCAUUAUUGGCACUAGUUUUAUCUUUCAGUACGGUUACCGCUUUAAAUAUUGCGCUUCCGAUAUAGUGUAUGCUAUGUUGGCCCUGCUGGAUUCUACGAUGAAAGAUAGACAGCCACAGCGAUGUUUCUUGGACGCGCUGGAUUGUUUGUCGCGCACAAAGAAGGAUACUUUAGAAAGCGGCAUCGAGAAAGCAAAACUUAUGCUUCUCAAUAUUUUCAAAACGGCAAAAAAUAUAUUGGAAACCAAGCAAGUAAAGAAUUUCGGUUCUUUCUUGUAUCUCAGCGUGCCAGAUGGAAAUAUAGACACGUAUUUAUUUAUGCAUCCUCAUCCUCUGAUUAUGCUAGCUCAGUUUGUGCUUAAAGCAUACGUGAGUUCUACGAGGAACAGACGCGCUUCCGAAUGGCCCCUUGUGGCCUCCGCUGUGUUCAACGCGGAGGAGGGAACGUGUCUCCUCGUUGGCAUACCGCCAGUCUGUGAGGAUCAACCCAGAAGUUUAUUCGGGAAAGCGUUCGAGCAAGCCGCAAAAAAUAAAAAUUGUUACAUCGACGCAGACUAUUUCGACACUACGAUAAUAAGACUGAAAAUUGAAGAAAAAUCAAAGUUUCUCGAUGCUCUCGCAGCCCUUCUUGCAUGAUCAUUACGGAAUCGUUAUAAAUCGGACGAACAGCACGAUGAAAUAAUCGAAUUUCUUUUAUUUAAUGCGACUAUCAGAACAAUUUAAUGCACUUUAUCGCACGUGACGUACAAUGCCUUUUUUACGAACCGUAAAAUUUUCUUUUGCGAUUUAGACGCAAACUUUUUUAACCAGCGACAGUAGUAGCUUUAUGUUUGUAAAAUAUUUUAUGUAUAAAAAAUUAGAAGGUACAGAGAGAAAGAGUGAGUGAGUGAGUAAUUUUGUAUGUAAAUGUGUAAUGUGUUGUAUGAAAAACGCUUAGGAUACAACAAUAUAAAUAAACAACGGAAGAUCAUACUGUUUUCAUAUUUGCAUUGAUAACUUAAAGAAUAUGAUAAAUUUAAUACUUUUAUUUAAAAAAAAAAAAAAAAAAGAAAGAAAAA